GCGCUGUUACUGCAGUAAGCAUCGCUAGCCCGUUAGGUCCUUUCUCUUCUCUCCAUCCGUCAUGGCGGAGGAUAGCGAGUCUGCGGCCAGCCAGCAGAGCCUGGAGCUGGACGACCAGGACACCUGCGGCAUCGACGGAGACAAUGAAGAGGAAAAUGAACACACACAAGGAAGUCCUGGUGGAGACCUUGGUGCGAAGAAGAAAAAGAAGAAACAAAAGAGGAAAAAAGAAAAGCCUAGCUCAGGAGGAACCAAGUCUGAUUCAGCCUCUGAUUCUCAGGAGAUAAAGAAUCCAGCCAUUCCCAUGCAGAAGCUGCAGGACAUUCAGAGGGCCAUGGAGCUGCUGUCUACUUGUCAAGGACCUGCCAAAAACAUAGACGAGGCCACUAAGCACAAGUACCAGUUCUGGGACACUCAGCCUGUGCCGAAGCUCAACGAGGUGGUGACCACUCACGGCCCGAUCGAGCCGGAUAAAGAAAACAUCCGACAGGAGCCAUAUUCCCUCCCGCAAGGUUUUAUGUGGGACACGCUGGAUCUCAGCAGUGCUGAAGUGCUGAAAGAGCUGUACACGCUGCUGAAUGAGAAUUACGUCGAGGACGAUGACAACAUGUUUAGAUUUGACUAUUCGCCUAACUUUCUUAAAUGGGCACUGCGCCCGCCUGGCUGGCUGCCUCAGUGGCACUGUGGUGUAAGAGUCUCAUCCAACAGGAAGCUGGUAGGCUUCAUCAGUGCCAUUCCUGCUGACAUCCACAUCUAUGACACGUUAAAAAAGAUGGUAGAGAUCAACUUCCUGUGUGUGCAUAAAAAGCUUCGCUCCAAGCGCGUAGCUCCCGUUCUGAUCCGAGAGAUCACACGUCGGGUCAACCUAGAAGGCAUUUUCCAGGCGGUCUACACCGCUGGGGUGGUACUGCCCAAACCUGUCUCUACAUGCAGGUAUUGGCAUCGCUCUCUAAACCCAAGGAAGCUUGUAGAGGUGAAAUUUUCCCACCUCAGCAGAAACAUGACACUACAAAGGACCAUGAAGCUUUACCGGUUACCAGAUAGCACACGCACUCCUGGGUUGAGGCCGAUGGCGGCUAGUGACGUGCAGCAGGUAACGGCGCUCCUGCAGAAGUACCUGAGCCAGUUCCACCUGCAGCCCGUCAUGGGGGAGGAGGAGGUGCAGCACUGGUUCCUCCCACAAGAGAACAUCAUCGAUACAUACGUGGUGGAGGGUUCUGGUGGCACGUUGACCGACUUCAUCAGUUUCUACACACUGCCAUCUACAGUCAUGCACCACCCGCUGCACAAAAGCCUAAAAGCAGCCUACUCUUUUUAUAACGUGCACACGGAGACGCCGCUGAUCGAUCUGAUGAACGAUGCGCUCAUCCUCGCCAAACUGAAAGGCUUUGAUGUUUUUAAUGCUCUGGAUUUAAUGGAGAAUAAAACUUUCCUGGAAAAGCUCAAGUUUGGAAUUGGAGACGGGAACCUUCAGUAUUAUCUUUACAACUGGAAAUGUCCCGGGAUGGAGCCUGAGAAGGUUGGCCUCGUGCUCCAGUAACCAGCUGCUACAUUCAUGUCCAGGGGACGGUAGUUGAAACAUAACAUGCAGCAAAUCCAUUCAGUGAAUGAGUUCCAUUGCGCAGCUCUCUUAGGUCUCGUUUUUCUUAUGAGAGAUUCUCUCAUAAUUUUUUCCUCUCUAAAUAUCGGCAGAAUGUGAAAAGCAUCAGCUUUAGACUGACUUUUUCUUCAACUUCUUCAACUGUAAACACAAUUCUCAAUUUUCCCAAGAUGCAUCAACUGUCAAUGCCUCUCAUUAUCGCUUUCUUUUUUUUUAAUGCACAUACACGAUAGACAAGCAAAUGUCUUUCAGAUGAUCUCCAUCAAACCCGUUUCCUUCUAUUUUUUUUGUUUCCAAAUCAGUGUGAAAGAACAAGCACCUGUAUAGUUAAUGUGUGAUAUUUAUUACGUGUUGUGGUUUAUAAAAGGGACUGAGAAACGAGGCAGGGUCGCAUCCAAAGUCUUUACCAUGGAACUCUGCUCUGGUUUUGGCUCUCGGUUGGGUUUUGCUGCGUACAUGUGAAGAAUGUAUCACCUCUUUUUUUUUUGGAAGCACAACAUUGAUCUUAAUCGAGCUUAAAUGCUCUAGCGUUCCUUUUUUUUUUUUUUUUUUUUAAUAUGAAUGAUUUUUUUUGUGUCUAGGUCAUGAGUAUGUGCAAACCUAGAAGAAUGUGAAGCCUCGUUUUCAUUUGUGUACACUCCAGUGUUUAGUCUGUUAUUUCAAACAAUUCUGAUAUUUAGAAUUGUAUUUAAGUUGAACGUAUCAUCCGCAAAUCAUAAGAACAAAAGCUCAAAGCAGUGACACGUUUGCUGGCACGUGCUGCAAAUUUUAACAAACAAGCACAAAGGAGCAGACGAGACGAACAAUCACGUGCACGUUGUUGCUUUGACGACGACACGAUCUUUCUAAUUCAAGCUUUCCCUGUGCUUUUGGUUAUAUGCAGCUGGAAAAUUGAUCAUUAUUUGAUUUCAUCGCUUUUACAUGGGACUUAUACAGUAUAAAUAUAUAUGCUUUUUUUAUACAGUAGAAAAUGCCUUUGUGUUCCUGCUUCUGUCAUAAUUAACAAAUGUACGAGUAUCAGUGUCUCCAGGCCUUUAAAGCACAUCCAGAUUACAAUUUUAAAAGGCACCAGAGAAUAAUCUCCUUUUAAAUUAGACAACUUUUCAGACAAAAUCCAGGUCGCUAUCUGUGAAUGCCAGUGAGUGUGUUCAUGUGUGUGUAUGCAGUCCUGAAGCUUGCUGUAUGAUCCGAGCAUGAUCACCCCCCCGAAAAUCACCCAAAAUACUUGCCUUAUUUACAAGGUCUUUUUUUUUAAACUAGCUGAUGUGGUUUUGAAAUGACGCUCAGCUUUCUCUGAAAAUUUUUAUUAAACUCCAUUGCAGGUUGUGUGAACUUCAAAUGAACUUAAAAGAAAUUGUACCAGCACCAUGUCAAACACGGUGGCCACCCAGAUAUCAGAUUGUUAAAGAUACAUCAAUGAAUACCAGCAUGGAUAUUUGAAUAAAAUAAAAAUCAUCUGAA
Clarias gariepinus (North African catfish) is the source of this 3061-nucleotide messenger RNA. RefSeq names its product N-myristoyltransferase 2 (gene nmt2). The transcript is spliced from 12 exons. Gene Ontology annotation, biological process: N-terminal peptidyl-glycine N-myristoylation. Gene Ontology annotation, cellular component: cytoplasm. Lineage: Eukaryota; Metazoa; Chordata; Actinopteri; Siluriformes; Clariidae. Gene Ontology annotation, molecular function: glycylpeptide N-tetradecanoyltransferase activity. Bases 62 to 1540 code for a protein of 492 amino acids. The record is from RefSeq and is a predicted model, not a curated record.